Dioscorea cayenensis subsp. rotundata (Guinea yam) is the source of this 537-nucleotide messenger RNA. Its product is annotated as secreted RxLR effector protein 161-like. Lineage: Eukaryota; Viridiplantae; Streptophyta; Magnoliopsida; Dioscoreales; Dioscoreaceae. The coding region runs from base 1 to 537 and encodes 178 amino acids. The record is from RefSeq and is a predicted model, not a curated record. The transcript has a single exon.
AUGGAAAAGGCUUAUCCAUUGAGUACUCCAAUGGUUGUUCGAGCACUUGAUAUUCAGAAAGAUCCAUUUCGUCCACCUGAAGAAGGAGAAAUCAUUCUUGGUCCAGAAACUCCGUAUCUAAGUUCAAUUGGCGCAUUAAUGUAUCUUGUAUAUAAUACAAGACCUGAUAUAGCCUUUGUAGUAAAUCUUCUAGCAAGAUACAGCUUUACACUAACACAAAGACGUUGGAAAGGAGUGAAGAAUGUGCUUCAUCAUUUACAAGGAACUACAGGUCUAGGCUUAUUUUAUUUACAUGAAUCUUCAUCUAAUCUCACAGGCUUCGCUAAUACUGAGUAUCUGUUUGAUCCUCUCAAAGGGCGAUCUCAGACUAGAUACAUAUUCUCUUACAAUAGUACAGCUAUUAUAUGGCGUUCCACUAAAAAAACUCUUACAACUACUUUAUCAAAUCAUGCUGAAAUUCUAGCCCUCCAUGAAGCAAGUCGCGAAUGCCAGUGGUUACGAUCCAUGAUUGGACAUACACAGUCAUCAUGCAAAUAA